AUGCGCUACGCAGACCCCUCGGUGAACAGGGAUUUGCUGGGGAACCGAACUUUGCUCUUCAUCUUCAUCUGCGCCUUCGCCCUGGUGACUUUGCUGCAACAGAUCUUAUAUGGCAGGAACUACAUCAAGAGAGGCCUCCAGUUUGGUUGGCAGAAUGGCGACCAGCUGGACAAUUGGACGGGGCUCUUUAAUGUCACGGACGACCCAGAGUCACCCGGCGGCAGUGACUCCAGCUCCAGGUACUUUGAAUUUUACGAGGGCCCUUUAGAAUAUAACUCCACAAGAUGCCUGGAGCUGAGGAACGAGAUCUUGGAGGUGAAGGUGCUGUCCAUGGUGAAGCAGUCGGAGCUGUUCGACAGGUGGAGGAGCCUGCAGAUGUGCAAGUGGGCGAUGAACAUCUCCGAAGCCAACCAGUUCAAGUCCACUCUGUCCAGAUGCUGCAACGCCCCCUCCUUCCUCUUCACCACCCAGAAGAACACGCCCCUGGGGACAAAGCUCAAGUACGAGGUGGACACCAGCGGCAUCUACCACAUCAACCAGGAGAUCUUCCGCAUGUUUCCCAAGGACAUGCCCUACUACCGGUCCCAGUUUAAGAAGUGCGCAGUGGUGGGCAACGGAGGCAUCCUAAAGAACAGCCGCUGCGGGAGGGAGAUCAACAGCGCCGACUUUGUCUUCCGGUGCAACCUACCCCCCAUCUCAGAGAAGUACACCAUGGAUGUGGGGGUGAAGACGGACGUGGUCACCGUGAACCCCAGCAUCAUCACAGAGAGGUUCCACAAGCUGGAGAAGUGGCGGCGGCCCUUCUACCGCGUGCUGCAGGGCUACGAGAACGCGUCCGUGCUGCUGCCCGCCUUCUACAACACGCGCAACACCGACGUGUCCAUCCGCGUCAAGUACGUGCUGGACGACUUCCAGGCGCCGCAGGCCGUCUACUACUUCCACCCGCAGUACCUGGUCAACGUGUCGCGCUACUGGCUCGGCCUGGGCGUGCGCGCCAAGCGCAUCAGCACCGGCCUCAUCCUGGCCACGGCCGCGCUGGAGCUCUGCGAGGAGGUGCACCUGUUCGGCUUCUGGGCCUUCCCCAUGAACCCCGCGGGCCUCUACAUCACUCACCACUACUAUGACAACGUCAAGCCCCGGCCCGGCUUCCACGCCAUGCCCUCCGAGAUCUUCAACUUCCUGCACCUGCACAGCCGCGGCAUCCUCCGCGUGCACACGGGCACCUGCAGCUGCUGCUGAGGGCGCGCUGGCUGC
Eptesicus fuscus (big brown bat) is the source of this 1254-nucleotide messenger RNA. RefSeq names its product ST8 alpha-N-acetyl-neuraminide alpha-2,8-sialyltransferase 5 (gene ST8SIA5). The record is from RefSeq and is a predicted model, not a curated record. The transcript is spliced from 8 exons. Lineage: Eukaryota; Metazoa; Chordata; Mammalia; Chiroptera; Vespertilionidae. Gene Ontology annotation, molecular function: alpha-N-acetylneuraminate alpha-2,8-sialyltransferase activity. Bases 1 to 1239 code for a protein of 412 amino acids. Gene Ontology annotation, biological process: oligosaccharide metabolic process; N-glycan processing.